CCACAAUUGUUAUCAGUUCACUACUUGAAUUCAAACCAGAUAAACAUAUCUCUUCUAAAAAAACAAAACUAAAAACAAGUAAAAAUGGUUAAAGUGGCUAUCAUCUUCUUGGCUGUUGUUGUAAUUUGGUUGGGACUUUCAGUUGCAUUGCCUACUCCCGAUGAGGAAAGAUUUUUGGAUAAAGAAUAUACUCGAGAGCUCCUCAAUUGGCUAUCAACUCUUCAAGCUCCAGUUUCUAACAAUCCCUGCAAAUACUAUGGAAAUGGAAUAUCUGGAAUGAUGACCAAACGCAACUCUGAACUAAUUAACUCUUUGCUCAGUCUUCCCAAAGGAAUGAAUGAUGCUGGCAAAUAAAAGUUUUAACUUAACAUUAUAUUCUAGCUCAAUUGAAAAAAAAACAUAAAAUAUUUGAAUAAAAUUAUAUUAAUUAUAGCCCUAAUAUGAAAAGGUAACCUAA
Molecule: messenger RNA, 457 nt
Organism: Eupeodes corollae
Lineage: Eukaryota; Metazoa; Arthropoda; Insecta; Diptera; Syrphidae
Product: protein PDF
Exons: 2
Coding region: 85-354 (89 amino acids)
Biological process (GO): response to light stimulus
Cellular component (GO): extracellular region
Molecular function (GO): hormone activity
Source: RefSeq, a predicted model, not a curated record